This is a messenger RNA of Acytostelium subglobosum LB1, 975 nucleotides long. RefSeq lists its product as hypothetical. The record is from RefSeq and is a predicted model, not a curated record. NCBI's taxonomy places the organism in Eukaryota, Evosea, Eumycetozoa, Acytosteliales, Acytosteliaceae. The transcript has a single exon. Gene Ontology annotation, molecular function: pyruvate dehydrogenase (acetyl-transferring) activity. Gene Ontology annotation, biological process: pyruvate decarboxylation to acetyl-CoA. The annotation marks the transcript as partial.
ACCAUGAAGACGCAAGUUGUAGAGAUGAGAGAGGCGCUUCGUCAAGCGCUGGAUGAAGAGAUGACGCGUGAUCAAAGAGUCUUCAUCAUGGGAGAGGAAGUGGCCGAGUAUAACGGGGCCUACAAAGUCACCAAAGGGAUGCUCGCAAAAUGGGGCCCAGAACGGGUCAUCGAUACGCCGAUUGCCGAAGAGGGGUUUGCAGGGAUCGCCAUUGGAGCUGCGAUGACAGGGCUUAGACCUGUGGUCGAGUUUAUGAGCUUUAACUUCUCUUUUGUCGCCGCCGACCAAAUCAUCUCGAAUGCGGCAAAGAUGUACUAUAUGUCGGGGAAUCGAUUUUCAGUGCCGAUCGUGUUCCGUGGUCCCAAUGGAGCUGCAGCUCAAGUCUCUUCACAACACUCUCACUGCGUUGAAGCGCUCUAUGGCAAUUUUCCAGGACUUAUCGUGGUUGCUCCGAGUAAUCCUUACGAUGCAAAAGGGUUGCUCAAGUCGGCGAUUCGGUCUAACAAUCCGGUCUUGUUUCUAGAGAACGAACUUUGUUACAACGACAAGAUGGAAAUCCCCGUGGAAGAGUAUCUCGUCCCCAUUGGAAAAGCUCAGGUUGUUCGAGAGGGGAGUCAUGUGACCCUCGUCUCUCACAGCCGUAUGACCAAUCUGUGCAAAAAAGCAGCUGAAGAGCUGAGCCGGCAGGGAAUCUCUGUCGAAUUGAUCGACCUUCGGACGAUUAAACCGCUCGACAUCACCACGAUUGCAACCUCUGUUCGAAAGACCCACCAUGUCGUGCUGGUCGAAGAGGGGCAUUACUUCUCUGGAAUUUGCGCAGAGGUCGGUUUUGAGAUCCAGACCCACUGCUUUGACUAUCUAGAUGCACCUAUCAAGCGGGUGACUCAGUGUGAGACCCCCAUGCCGUAUGCCAAAACACUCGAACGAGAGACAAUGCCGACAGUCGAGAAGAUCUGUCAGGCUAUUUUAGAAACC